UGCAUGACAAAACAAAAUAUUGAGCUAUAUAUCUACUAGCUAGAAUAAAUUAAAUCUAAGUUAGAACUUAGAAGAAAGGGUGAUAAUGGAGAGCACAACAAGCGAGCUUUACUUUGUUUUCAUGAAUUAUGAUCCGGAAUAUGAGCGUCUUCGGGCUGAUCGAACAAAGAAAGGAGCGUAUGAACUAGAUUCAUAUCUAAGCAGGAAGCAUGAUGAGUUGUUGGCAAGCACUCUUGAGCCUGGAAGCUACAAAAAGACCUUGUCCUUGGUCAUCGUUGAUGGUUUUGCAGUCGAAAUAACAGACGAACAGGCCAAUGUGCUUAGAUCUGCAAAGGGGGUGAGAGUUGUGGAGAAAAAUCAAGAGCUUGCUUAAUUAGAGCAACUGGCACAGGAUUAAGAAGUUAGUUUGCAGUCCUGGAUUUGUACAUGUAGGCCAACCCAUUUGAUUUCAUCUCGCAUUAGAUGUUUCAAGAACGGUAAUUUAUUAUAAGGUUAGCUGAUGAAUUCCCAGAGAGAGAUCUGAAUCCAGAAAUCUCUCCAUUUAUUUCAUCACAAUGCCACCUAGCUAUAUAUAUAUAUAUUUACUUCUGAGAUGUGUUGAGAAUUGCUUGUGUAUACACUUUAUAUUCUCUUGUCUGAUAUUUGAUCUUAUACCAAUUAAUCGUAUGGAUUCUGAUGGUUUUAAUUGGUGGUUCCAUUAGAAUCAAUGUAGUAGGAAAUUUGCUUCCUAUAUAUUGAGUAAAUCAACAUAAUAUAAUGUUUAUUUGGCU
Messenger RNA from Rubroshorea leprosula, 770 nucleotides. NCBI's taxonomy places the organism in Eukaryota, Viridiplantae, Streptophyta, Magnoliopsida, Malvales, Dipterocarpaceae. The record is from the annotation of a GenBank genome assembly.